This is a messenger RNA of Periophthalmus magnuspinnatus, 915 nucleotides long. RefSeq names its product NOP16 nucleolar protein homolog (yeast) (gene nop16). Gene Ontology annotation, cellular component: nucleolus. The transcript is spliced from 5 exons. Gene Ontology annotation, biological process: ribosomal large subunit biogenesis. Lineage: Eukaryota; Metazoa; Chordata; Actinopteri; Gobiiformes; Gobiidae. The record is from RefSeq and is a predicted model, not a curated record. Bases 75 to 608 code for a protein of 177 amino acids.
CACGUUGUAUCUUCUCAGGGAAAACAUCGGCUCGUUCAUUUAUUUUUAAGUGUUUUCAGCUUUAAAACAGUAAGAUGCCGAAAACCAAACAGUCCAAGAGGAGGAAGAAGUUCGAUUACAACAAAAACCGGAAGAAACUCAAACAGAAGACCCUGAAGAAAUACAACCCGAGAAUCGAAAAUGAUCAGAUUCGAAAUGCGUGGGACAAAAAUAAAUCAAUGGCGAGGAAUCUUCAAGAGAUGGGUUUGGCCUUUGACCCAAAUAGGAGUUUGCCCAUAAAGAAACAGAAGCUCAUUGGUAAAGAUUUUGUGACCAGCGCUCCAGUCGGCAUCAUCACUAAACCCUACGUGCUCAACAAGAUGGAGGAGGAGGCCAGUCUGCCAGAGAAGGACACAAAAACAUUGUCUUCAGACCUGAUUGAGUACGUUCAGUACAUGAUCCGAGAGCACAAGGACAAUUACAAGGCGAUGGCGAGAGAUGAGAAGAACUACUACCAGGACACCCCCAAACAGAUCAAGAGGAAGAUAAACGAAUACAAGCGCUGCCAUCCAGACCAUUUUAACGUCUUCAUGAGCUCACUCACAACUCCUGAGCCCAUGCAACAGUGACCCCCAGUGUGCAGGAGGGCUAUGGACACAAGAGACACUUCACUGCAAAAAUCAACAACAAAGCAAUAUCUACCACUAAAAGUGAAAACGCUUUAGUUCAGAAUUUUGUUUUUUUUUUAGUUGUUUUGACCUGUUUGUGUGCUUCUUUGUUUUUAAGGCAUUUUGUCUAGUCAACUUACUGUUUAUAGGGUCCAUUUUGAACAAGUUUUAUUAUUCAAAAGAUAACUUAAUUUGUUUUUAAUUAUUAAUUGCUACUCAGAGACUGCCAACGAUUCAUCAUUUUCAGGCCAAAUAUCUCUGUGGAGUU